Trichomonas vaginalis G3 is the source of this 1287-nucleotide messenger RNA. RefSeq names its product proteasome regulatory particle assembly. The coding region runs from base 1 to 1287 and encodes 428 amino acids. Gene Ontology annotation, molecular function: protein binding. The record is from RefSeq and is a predicted model, not a curated record. NCBI's taxonomy places the organism in Eukaryota, Parabasalia, Trichomonadida, Trichomonadidae. The transcript has a single exon.
AUGAAUCCAGACAAUUUAGAGAAUUUAACACCCAAUGAUUUAAUUGGAAUUUAUGCAGACUAUAUCGAUGCGCUUAGAUGCAUAUAUCAACUCACACCAGACAAUGUAGAAAACACUUUUAUCAAGGUUAAAGAUAUCUUACUAAACAAAUAUAAAUUUGAUAUUGACAAUAUUUUUCCAAUAGUUGUCAGAGCUUUAUAUCUGAGAGACAGUUACAUGAAAUCAUAUUUGCAACUUUACGAUUUGAUUAACAGUCUAGACAAUUAUGAACAUCUAAGAAGAAAUGUUUAUAGGUUCAAAGAUAUUAUUACAGCAAUCGAAAAUAACGAAAUCAUAACUAAUGAUCAAUACUUUGAACUUUACAAACCAAAUUCAAUAUUCAAUGCAAUCAUGAAUGAUGAUGUUACCACAUUGGCUUAUAUCACCAAUCAGCCUGAUUUUAACAUUAACAUAACAAUAGAAAAGGAUUUUUUUGGCAAAAAUUCAAAUAUCAAUCUUUUGGAAGCAUGUUCAUAUUAUGGUUCUGAAAAAUGUUAUUUGUAUUUACGAGAAAACAAUAAUUUUGAACCUUCUAACCUUUCAAUUGCACUUUCAUUUUUAGGUGGAAAUCCAAGGAUAAUAAACGAGUCAUUACCAUUAAUAGAAGAAGAUAAUUUAGAUAAAUGUGCUGAGUAUGUAAUUGCAUCACACAACAUCGAUUUCUUAAUCUAUCUCAUUAAUAACUUUGAAUUAAGCAAAAUGGUAUUAGAUCAUAUGAUAAGACAUAUGUGUCAUUAUUGUAAUCUUGAAGCACUUUUGAUCUUUUUAAAUUUUGGACUUAUUAAUGAAUUUGUUUAUUUAAUAUACAGAUUUAGUAAUGACGAUUUAGCCUUAUAUUUCUUUAAGAAAUUCAAGGAAAGCGCAAUAAAGAGAUUUCCUAUUUUCUCAGCGAUGCAAGAUCGUUUGUCGAAAACUGUAAAAUAUGCCAUCGAAUGUGGAUUUAAUAUUGAGGAAACAAAUGAUAUACAAAAGGGUAUUCUUCAUUAUGCUGCAGAAUAUGAUUUGAAAGAAAUAGUUGAACUUGCAAUGUCAAGGAAAUUAGAUAUCAACAAGAAGGAUGACAAUGGAUAUACUCCACUUCAUUACGGAGUUCGGACUGGAAAAGACAUGGUUGGGUUACUAAUUUCAUAUGGCGCAGAUGUGAAUGCCAAAACAAAUAGAAAUCAAACUCCUCUUAUACUUGCACAUGGAAAUAAAGAUAUAGUAGAGAUUCUCGUUUCACAUGGAGCAGUUGUUAAUAAAAAAUAA